CAUCACAGCCGGAGCUAUUUCAACGGGCAAGUCAUUUCCAUCUUAUCAUCCGUUCAUCAUGGAUGUGCUUAGCGUUCUCAAGUGCCGUUUAGAAAUUGUGGAUGAUUCAGUUUCCUCCAAGGAACUGGUAGAUCGAAUCGUAGCGCUGGGACCACGGGAAGAACCAUUGCAUUUGGUUGAGUUGGAUACGGUUGUGAAACGGCAUUACGACUGGCUGCGACAUCUGCCGAGGGUACGUCCCUUCUAUGCCAUCAAGAGCAACGACGAUGCUUCGAUUGUUGAAACUACGCUUCUACUAGGCUGUGGGUAUGACUGUGCAUCGAAGGCUGAAUGUGAACGGGUUCUAGGGUUUGGAGUGGACCGCGAACGAAUUAUUUUCGCUCAACCAGCUAAAACUAUUGAAUCGUUGGUAUACGCCAGGGAAAAGGGAUUACGGACUGUGUUUGACAGCGAAUAUGAGCUAUGGAAAAUUCACCAAUACUAUCCUGAGGCGGAGGUACUCAUACGUUAUCGUUUCGAUUCGCGGAAGGCCAAGAUAAACUUGGGUGUGAAGUUUGGUUGCGAGCCAGACAAAGAAGCUUGCCGCCUUCUGGAUUUGGCCAAAAAACUUGGAAUCAAUGUGGUCGGUUGGUGUUUUAAUGUUGGGUCAGGUUGCUCAGACCCGGAAAUCUUCUACGAAGCCAUCGAGGCAGGCCGAAGGAUCACCGAUUACGCCACAUCAAUAGGAUAUUCUUUCAGCAUGAUCGAUCUAGGUGGGGGAUUUCCUGGGGAUAAAGAUGUAAAUUUCCAGAUUUACGCCGUCCAUAUCAAUCGAGCGUUGGAGGAGUUCUUCCCGGAUGGUCAAGGAUGGACAGUUAUAGCGGAGCCCGGUCGGUAUUACUGCGCAGCGGCUCUAACUUCGGUGAUACCAGUGCACGGAAAAAGAGUUUUCCGGAGUGCGGACAGUUCCGCUCGUAUCGAGAAAGUGUUUUACUACUUCAACGACGGAAUUUACGGAACGUUCUACAGUGCCAAAUAUCGCAACCAACCGGUUAAGCCGAUAAUUUGGAAGAAACGUAACGAUUGUGGACCCAUGCAUAAGACUUUCUUGUUUGGGCCAACGUGUGAUGGAAACGAUGUUUUUGCAGCGGACAUUUCAUUGCCCGAGCUGAAUGUAUCGGAUUAUGUUGUGUUUGAAUCUCAGGGAGCAUACUCGAGGGUGCACUCGUGUAGAUUCAACGGUUUCUGUUUGCCGAAAUCGAUUGUUUUCGUAAGAAAGAGUGUUUGGAAUCUACUAGAUUCAGUUUCAUCGGAAGACAAUCUGGAUCGUACCAUACUGGGAUCGAAAUAUUUGCAAAGAAAUAAUAAAAUUGAAAAAUUGGUAUUUGAAUGAUGGCCAUGAAUAAAGCGGCUUUUAAGUAAAA
This is a messenger RNA of Topomyia yanbarensis, 1403 nucleotides long. RefSeq names its product ornithine decarboxylase 1-like. Gene Ontology annotation, molecular function: ornithine decarboxylase activity. The record is from RefSeq and is a predicted model, not a curated record. The coding region runs from base 59 to 1372 and encodes 437 amino acids. The transcript has 3 exons. Gene Ontology annotation, cellular component: cytoplasm. NCBI's taxonomy places the organism in Eukaryota, Metazoa, Arthropoda, Insecta, Diptera, Culicidae.